Lutzomyia longipalpis is the source of this 1817-nucleotide messenger RNA. RefSeq names its product solute carrier family 22 member 3-like. The transcript has 3 exons. Lineage: Eukaryota; Metazoa; Arthropoda; Insecta; Diptera; Psychodidae. The coding region runs from base 1 to 1515 and encodes 504 amino acids. The record is from RefSeq and is a predicted model, not a curated record. Gene Ontology annotation, molecular function: transmembrane transporter activity. Gene Ontology annotation, cellular component: membrane. Gene Ontology annotation, biological process: transmembrane transport.
AUGUUUAUCUUCACAGCAGGGGAGGUAAACUACAGAUGUCGAAUACCUGAAUGUGAUGCUCAAAAUGCUGCAUUCAGUGCUGAUUUUCUCAACUUUACAACUCCUGCUGUUGAAGGAAACUUCGCCAGGUGUAAGAGAUUUCGGAAGCUCUCAAAUAUCAGUUUGGAAGAUCAGUGUCAAGGCGAAUUUUUCGACACAAAUCAAACAGAAGAGUGCUCCGAAUUAAUUUAUCAAGAUGACGAAAGGACAAUUCAGAACGAAUGGAAUCUUGGAUGUAGUGAAGAUUGGAAACUAUCUCUUGUUGGGACUGUUAAUGGAAUAGGACAGGUUGUUUGCCUACCCCUAGUAGGCUACAUAUCUGAUCGAUAUGGAAGACGAACAGCCUUCAUCUUAAGUGCUUUCUUUGCUGCUUCUCUUGGACUUCUCAGAUCAUUUUCCACCAACUUUACUAUGUUCGUUAUUCUAGAAUUCUUGGAUCCUGCUCUCAGUUCGGGAAUGUUUAAUGCUGGAUUUCUUUUAGGAAUGGAGCUUGUAGGACCAUCUAGACGCGCAUUGGUUGCAUUUUGUCUUCUUGUAGCCUGCACAAUGGGCUCUGUUGGCCUAGGAGUACUGGUUAUGUUUGUCAAGCACUGGCGCCUGCUUCUUAGGAUAGUUUACUUGCCUUCCUUUAUUUUCAUGAUGUACUAUUGGUUCAUACCUGAAAGUAUUAGAUGGCUGUAUAAGAAGAAUCGCCUAGUUGAAGCUUCUAACGUUAUUAUUUCAGCUGCUAAGACAAACAGCAGUCAGUUGGCAUUAAAAGCUCAGACGAUGCUGAAGGAGGCUACAAAGAAUCCUUCAGAAAACGACCUCAACAAAAUUGAAUCUGUGAAUAAGGAUGCCAAAGAAUCCCGUCUAGGAUUAAUUCUAAAAUCGAAAACUCUUCUAAUAAGGAUUGUUAAUUGUUCCUUCUACUGGGCAGCUAUGUCCUUUGCCUAUACAGGCUUAAACAUGAAUUCAGUAAUGAUUGCCGGGGAUAAGCAUGUGAAUUUUAUUCUCAACAUAUUAAUUGAAAUCCCAGCAAAUUUAAUAUGUUGCUGGUUAAUGGAGAAAAUUGGAAGAAAAACAAUUCUGAGUUUAAGCCAAAUAUCUUGUGGUCUUGCAUGCAUAGCAAGUAUCUUUCUCAAAGGAGCUCCUGUUUCUGCACAGACAACGGUGUUCCUUAUUGGAAAAUUAGGUGCAUCAGUUUCUUACAGCAUUGUCUCCGUUUAUACAUCGGAAAUCUUCCCAACGACUCUUCGUCAUACUCUUGUCUCAAUCUGCUCAAUUCUAGGACGUACAGGAUCAACUUUAGCUCCUUUUACGCUUUUUCUGGGAAAAUAUAUGGAGUCCAUGGAAAUGAUCCUGUUUGCUUCAAUGACAAUUCCUGCGGGGAUUUUCAUCCUUUUUGCACCUGAAACGCUGAAUCAACCACUACCGGAUACAAUCCAAGAAGCUGAAGAUAUCGGCAAAGUCAAGGAAUGCCGGCAUUUAUUGUGAUCUGAACUAACAGACGAGUUAUACAAGAAUAUUAAUGAACAAGAAGCAAAUUGUAGGUCAAAUUUACAAAGACAUUUUUUUAGGCAUUUUUAAUGAAGGAAUUUUCACCUCCAAACUCAUCAGGCAGACAUCGAAUUGUUGAAUGGCUGUGAAAACAUAUCGUUUUAGCAAAUAAGCUUAUCGCUUGAAUGAAUUUAUUGACAAACAGAGAGGAAGAGUGAGACAGAAAAAAAUAUACAAGAGAGUCUGAGUAAGACUCACACGUGCUAUCUGGCAUAAAAUUUGCAUAAUGAUACCACAAG